This is a messenger RNA of Megalobrama amblycephala (Wuchang bream), 9864 nucleotides long. It is a transcript of the gene nfic, whose product is annotated as nuclear factor I/C. The coding region runs from base 2576 to 4096 and encodes 506 amino acids. Gene Ontology annotation, biological process: regulation of transcription by RNA polymerase II. The transcript has 11 exons. Gene Ontology annotation, molecular function: RNA polymerase II cis-regulatory region sequence-specific DNA binding; DNA-binding transcription factor activity, RNA polymerase II-specific. NCBI's taxonomy places the organism in Eukaryota, Metazoa, Chordata, Actinopteri, Cypriniformes, Xenocyprididae. Gene Ontology annotation, cellular component: nucleus. The record is from RefSeq and is a predicted model, not a curated record.
CUUAAAGUCAAAUGAGAUCAUCAUCAACACACAGGCGCCGUGUUUCGGUUUUCCCCCUGCUUCCUCUCUUACCAGCCGGUUACUCCUUUUCUCGUUGGUUUUCGGCCAAACGUAAGGUUUUGUGGGAAAGGCUUAAAAUGCUGGCGCGUUAUUUUCGCUAUUGAGACGCGCAAUGGUUAAGAUCGCUAACCUGCGAUUUGGCUUUUCUCCCUUAAUGAAAGUUAUUUGUUUUGUGACAGCCGAAGAAAAAAAGGUGUGUGUGUGUGCGUGUGUUAACCACGGGACUCCGAAGGCCAAGUUGAAGUUUAAAGCCAGUAGAGGCUGAUGCCCAGCAUUCGAGUUUGCACAGCAGAAAAUGGCCGCAGGCUCGCCGGCAUGAAUUUGACAUCUACGCCGACAGAGGCGCUCCCUCCCCGGCAGAAGUCUCGGUUAGUGUGCCGAAGUCACAACCGGGAGUUCGGCAUUGUUUCAAAAAGUGCUACAAACUGCAGUUACUUGUCAUGUUCGCGUGGCAGUAGCAAACUUAACCUUUAAAUAAAACAAAGUAAACAGGCUUCACGAGACAGUGCCAAAAAUUGAUUUGACCCGGGUUGGUAUUGUUUACGGAAUAGUAACUUUUAGUUUGAUACACUUAGAAAAAAGGUGCUAGUCUAUGUAGACAUUUUACUAUGGUACUUCCAUGUUUUGGGGCAUGUAGGGUAGCCUACCAUAUGCUUGCAAGUAGUAAUGCAAAUAUGUAAUGCUACAUGAAUUUCAGUAGGCUACUAUGUUAUAUAUCAAAGUACAAUAUUAUGACAUCUGAUAAAGUAGGCUACCACCACAGUACUUUUUUUUGUAAGGUUAAGACUUUCCCUUUAAGGGAAGACAUUUAACAACAGACUUAAUAGCUUUCUUAGUCACUACUGUUACCUGUUAAUUUGUGCGUAUAUUAAUAACUACUAAUUAUGAUAAUCCUAAAAUAUAUACUAUUUGCUUUCUGCAGGGAUAUUUUCAGUUUAUGUAGGCUGGUACUUUCAGGAAGUAUACGUAUUUCUUUCUACUUCAGUAUUUAGGUUAAUAACAUUGUCUGUUUACAGUAGCCUAAGUAAAAUAAGUUCGGACUUUUAUAGGGCUAUAUUGAUAUGUUCAUGUUGUGCUACUUACUCAGAUGUGUUCUUUCUCUUAUUUAAAAUAAUAUUCUAAUAUUCGAGAUUGAAUAAUAUGUGGCAGUUUCAGAAUAGGUUCAAGGUUAAAGAAUGAUACUUAUGGAUAUGACUGUUUACUAAUUAUUUGCACAAAUAUAAUAUUUUGAGGCGUCGGGGUUUCAGCAGUGUGAUAGUCAGCUCUUUCCCCUGGCCGUAUUUCACACCACAGUGCACACUUUUUUUCAGUGCAUAUUCACGAGAAAUAACAGGUGUUGUUUACACUGUUCGUUUUAAUAGCCUUCCUGGUUUUACACUUUAAUUUAAGUCAGUUGACACCUAGUUUAUUUCAUCUCCGCGUGAUCACUCUAACAAAAUUAAAUCUGAUUUCUACAAAGAUUUAAGCUAAAAAACUACAAAAGAACACGUUUGAGUCCUUGAUGUGGGUGUCUACGACUGAUAAUUAGCUACUUGUAGAGUUAGUGAGGCGCGUUAUUUUUUUUUUGAAGUGGCUUUAUAAAAGUUGCUGAUUAUCAAAAUAUGCAAUACCACGGAACGUAGCCUAAUUGUAUUGAAUUUAGAAACGUGUGCACUACUAUGCAUUGAUCUAAAUAAUUAGACGCGUUUCAGGAAAUUAAGUGAACGAUUGACACGUCAUUUUAACCUGAGACUGCUUUCUUCUAUGUGUAAAGUUAACUUGCCUUAUCAGACACUGCUUAUAGUAUUAUACGCGGGGUGAUAUUAUUUUAAGCGAUACGCCUCGAACACUUUGUCAUGAAUGGAUGCAUGCAUGUGCGCUCUCUGUGACGCAAUGUCCGCGCGAGCCUGGCUCUAAUCGCUACUUUAGCAGUGCGUGUUGCAGUAAAAUUGUUUGGAAUACGCGCGCGGGUGAAGCGCGCAGAACGUUGCUGCGCCAGAACUGGAUCAGCGCGAGAGGGAAGAGCGGUGCGUGCGCAUUGGCGAAGAGGGGAGAAAGUCAUUUGCCACUUUGUUUCGCACCAUAUGAGCUUCAGAAGCGGAGGCAAAUAACUUUUUUUUUGUUAAUUUCACGGACUUAACGGAUGCCCCAUGGACAGUGGAAACCACAGUUAGCCUUUCGUGCUCCUUCAAGUACUUUCUUUGGGAUGGGCUAUUUUCAUAACGUCAUUUCAUUCCUCCCUCUGAUGAAAACAUUUUCUCUUUCUUUGAUUCUUUCUCCCACCAUUUCCUAAAUGGAACAGAUUGCAGCACCCCACGCGUUUUCCUGCCUGCAAAGUUUGGUUUCAAACGUGUACAUAGUUUGCGCGUUCUCUUUUGCCGGGCGUCCCUUGAUUUAACGGACUCUAAGUGGAAGUCAGAAGUGGCGGCGGUGGAAGUGUUAAUCAUGAUGAGGCUUACCAUGAUUAACUGUGAAAAAUGAUCCACUAACUUGUCGGUGUUUUGCCACAUUUCAAGUCACGCGCUCCCCUUUCAACAUGAUGUAUUCUCCUCUCUGUCUAACUCAGGAUGAAUUCCAUCCGUUCAUCGAGGCGCUGCUGCCGCACGUGCGUGCCUUCGCCUACACCUGGUUCAACCUGCAGGCCCGCAAGCGCAAAUAUUUCAAAAAGCACGAGAAGCGGAUGACCAAGGAUGAAGAGCGCGCCGUCAAGGACGAGCUCUUGGGCGAGAAGCCCGAGGUCAAACAGAAGUGGGCGUCGCGCCUCCUCGCAAAGCUCCGCAAGGACAUCCGGCCGGAGUGUCGGGAGGACUUCGUGCUGUCCAUCACAGGGAAGAAGCCUCCGUGUUGCGUCCUCUCGAACCCAGACCAGAAGGGGAAGAUGAGGCGCAUAGAUUGCCUGCGUCAGGCGGAUAAGGUCUGGCGUCUGGACCUGGUGAUGGUGAUUCUGUUCAAGGGCAUCCCCCUGGAGAGCACGGACGGGGAACGGCUGGUCAAAGGCGGCCAGUGCUCCAAUCCCAUUCUCUGCGUCCAGCCCCAUCACAUCAGCGUGUCCGUCAAAGAGCUGGACCUCUACCUCGCCUACUUUGUGCAGGAGAGAGAGGCUGAACAGAGCAGUAGUCCUCGUACAGGCAUUGGUUCAGAUCAAGAGGACAGUCGAGCAGCCACCAUGGAUGCCCCAGAGUUUCAAGAGAGCUUCAUAACUUCGGGCGUCUUCAGUGUAACAGAACUGGUGCAAGUAUCAAGAACACCGGUGGUGACGGGCACGGGGCCAAACUUCUCUCUCGGAGAGCUGCAGGGGCAUCUUGCUUAUGACCUGAACCCUUCAGGGGUGGGAAUGAGGAGAACCCUACCCAGCACCUCCUCUAGUGGAAGUAAGAGACACAAGUCAGGAUCCAUGGAGGAUGAUAUAGACACCAGCCCAGGGGGCGAGUACUACACCUCUCCCAACUCCCCCGCCAGCAGUUCACGCAACUGGCCAGAGGAGAUGGAAGGAGGAAUCUCCCCUACAGUUAAGAAGACAGAGAUGGAUAGUCCAUCUCCUCAAGAGAGCUCUCCACGUCUCGGCUUUACACAGCACCACAGACCUGUCAUUGCAGUGCACAGCGGUAUCUCUCGGAGUCCACAUCCCUCCUCGUCUCUGCACUUCCCUGGUGCUCCCAUUCUCCCCCAGACCGCCUCCACCUACUUCCCGCACACGGCCAUCCGGUACCCCCCACACCUCAGCUCUCAAGACCCGCUCAAAGACCUGGUCUCUCUGGCCUGUGACCCGUCCAAUCAACAGCCCAGCCCGCUGAAUGGCAGUGGUCAGGUGAAGGUAUCCAGUCACUACAUCUCCUCUCAGAUGCUGGCCCCCCCGCCACCCCCCGGCCUGCCCCGUCUGACGCUGCCCCCAGAGUCCAAAUCCAGCACCACCUCUGCAGACGCAGCUGCCAGCUCACCCACAUCCCCCACAUACUCUGCUCCCGGGACGCCACCUGCCAACCGCUCCUUCGUAGGAAUUGGUUCUCGAGACCCUGGCAGUCUGUAUCAGGCACAGUCCUGGUAUCUGGGGAACUGAUUAUCACACACACAGACGAACCCGAGAAGGCAAAGACAUGGAUUUGAAAAAUCAAUUUUUUUGGAAUUUACAAGAAAAAAAGUUGUGAACGAGAUGCAAGAGGGAAAAUCUGAUAUAUAUGCAGUAUUUGUAUAUAUACACACACAUAUAUAUAUAUACACAAUAUGUGUGUAUAGAUAUAUGUGCACACAUAUUUAUAUAUGCAUAACGACGUACAGUAUAAGAUGCUUCAAUACACUUUUUUUUGGAAAAGACAAUGGAAACGGAGAAGAGCGUGAGAGAAUUGCCAUAGAUGGAACGGAAGAAAAGGAGACAAAAGAGGAGGAUGUUUUUUUUCUGGGAGGACAGCCCGAACUAUGGCGUACAUUGACGGACGUGUCGAAAAAGGCCCACCCUGACUCCCUGCCUCUUGGAAUGCCUCUCCUCAACCCCCUCCUUCUGCUACAGGUGCUGCUUCCUCCUAUAUGCAAAAUAAGUAUCCUUUAUUUUCUUAACGAACAGGGACGGGAAACCCCGAGGAAGGGGUUUUUCCGCUAGCAUUUCGCCACAGGUUUGGAGGUGAGCGCGGUCUGUUUUUAUUCUUUUUUUAAGUGCGCAAAGGCAACACGACAUGGAAAAGGAAACAAAAAAGUUGAUGCUUCCGUUCACACAACGUGGAAAAAGAAACAAAAAGGCUACUUUUCAUCCAGUUUCAUUGACAAUCAUGUAUCUGCGUCCUUAGUUUCGUUCAGAGGGUGGUGUUUUCUAAAUUGCAUUCUCCACCGUUUGUAACGGAGUCCACUUUUUGGUGGAAGCCCGUCAUGUUUUUUGUACAUCGGAGGAAUAUUAGUGGUACCUCAGUGACAUUAUACAUCACAGUCAGCGUGUAUACACACAUGCACACACACUUACAUGUAAACACACCUAUUUAGAGGCAAUGGCAUGUACUGUUAAAGGCUACACAAGGUGUGUGUGAGCUGAAAUGCAGCCUUCAUAGGAUGAGCCAGGGAAUAGCAGGGGUGAAUUAGCACCUUCCUCUCUUCGCAAUAUGAAAGCCCCUCGUUCCCUGGACCCGCUGUAAGUGUGUGUGUGCGUGUGCGUCCGUGUGUUUGUGCUUGUCAUAAACAUUUCUAGUCCCUUAUUCAUCUCUGUGAGUUCACAGAUUAGGGGGUUUUUGAUUCAUGUAGAUACGUGGAUUUUUCCACAUAGUGACAAAGGGAGUUGAAAUAUAGUUCUGUCAUUACUUAGACAGUAUUGGGUGUAGAGGAUAGAAUUUUUUUCUCUGUGUAAUUUGUUUAAAUUCAUUGGAAAUUACAGGCAUUGCACUACUUUGAAUUUUUCAUUUUCCUCUUUUGCAAAUUCCUGUUCGGCCUAAUCAUAUGGAAUGCUGCGAGUCGAUUAUUUUUGUCGUGUUCUGAUCUCACCGUAGAUGAGGAAAAAAAGCUGAUCAGAACAAUCCAACAUUUUCUAUGUCUAACUGUCUCCAUGUUUAUGUGAUUACUUUUAUACAAUUCCCAUAGUUUAAGAAAAAACAAAACAAAACAGGCUAUCUUUUUUUUUUCCCCAUGUUUCUAUUGCAAGAAACUAUGACUGUUUUUAUUUUGAAGCAUACUUAUAUACUUUAAUCCGUAGGAAUGUCAAUGAUUUGGAUGUUUGAUGUGAGACGGGCUGUAAUGCCCCACGACGACAAUACAAAGAGGAAGUCAGUCAGUGGCUAUGCUCCCAGAGCUCAUUGGGAGGUGGACGCCUACGACCAGCAUGUCUCUGGCUGGUUGCCUCAGAAAUGGGUUAUUCUGCACUCUGAGAUGUGUUGAUUUGUACUAAUGAAAUAACAUCAGGGCUUAAUCUACAACGCUACCGAACCCAAAUCACGAAGCCAUGAAAAGUGCCUGAGACAUUGCAAGAUUUUCAUUUGAAUUCUUCAUCUUUUUUUAAAACUUGCUUCAUCUACUGUGGGUUGUUGUUGUUGUUGUUGUUGUAGAAGUUUCAAGGGGUUGUUUUUAUGCCCAGAGAGAUAUUUUAAAUGGCCUAGCAAGUCCCCAAGCCCCUCAUCAGCUGCAUGGGCUAACGCUUAGCCACAGGAAACGCAGAUGGUUGAACAAAACACACACACACACACUUAUAUUCUGCCAGAACAUGACAAAAUCAACACAUAUCAGAGAUUUACUAGGUACCCUCACAAAGACACACACCGAUAUGAAAUAAUAUCCACACACUCUGAUUGCUUUCACUAACCUUUUAUAAUGGCUUUGCAUACACAUUCUGUUGAGUUGACCAUAGUAAGACCCAGAAUACAUACAACAUGACUUGUUUUAAUGGUGCUGAUAUGAAAAUUAUAUGGAAAUCUCUAUAUAUGAGUUAUAUAUAACUGUGCAUGGUGCUUUCAAAAGAAAAAUCAUGAGAAUUAAGCUCAAACAACCACCGUAUCGCUGACAUGGGCGCAUGGCAGAUAAUCUUAGUAUUAGCUCUGAAGCUAAAUGCUCCCCAAAUUCUCCUUAACUACCCCCCUUGAGCAAAGAGCCAAUGACACAGAUGGAUUUUACCUUUGUACCACAUUGGUUUUGACUUUUAUCCUACAAUCCCUCUUCUACUUUGCACGAUAUUUUAUAAACAUAUUAUGUGCCUUGCCUUUAGUUAAGAACGAUAAUGCGUAAUUUUAAAGGAGUUGAUUCUGUUUUUCUUUUUUUGAUGUAACCAGUGUCACAAAGGAAAAAAUGCUGCAUGUUUGAUUGCCUGUCAUAAUCAGAUUAAGACUAACAGGUUACCUGAUAGCUGUAGUUUUGGAUGCGUGAGAGAGGCUUUUUUUUUUUUUUACCCUCUUCCUCUUUUAAAAGCACCGUAGUUGGCAUGAAACCUACAUUGCGUUAUUUUGUUACCAUUUUAUUUCCCUCCUCUUUUCAUAUAAUGAGAAAGUAACAAAAUCUGUGAAAGAUGCAGUACCAGCUCUCUCCAUAUCAGCUCUGAGCUGAUAUUUUGAUUCCCUUUCAUGAGGCUUCUCUUAAAUUGUUUAGAUUGUAUAUUUGUUACCAUGUAUUUCAAUGAGUUUGUACCCACUAUGGAUGUGAAGAGGAGAGGCCAGAGAUGAAAAUGAUCUGGCCGUCCUCUAUAAACCCAUGAACUAGUUUUAGUUAGGUUUAAAUUCCACAACUAAGCACUUAGCAAAUUAUUUUGCAAUCAGUAAGACUUUACAUCCCCACAACAUGAUUUUUGCUUUUUGUCAUUUCAUUAUUUCUGAAAACCUACACAUUUGUUAAAGGGAUAGUUCACCCCAAAAUGAAAAAUGUAGUCAUUAUUUAUUCACCCUCAUGUUGUUCCAAACCUGCUUGGCUUUCUUUAAUUUUUCAGUAGAAAACACAAAACAAGAUAUUUUGAAAAUUGUUUCCCAUACAAUGAAAGUCAAUAGAGUCUGAUGUUGUUUUGGACCUCUUUGACUUUCACUGUGCAAAAACAAAAAGCAUUCUCAAAAAAUAUCAGUUACGCAGAAAAAGGAAAUAAAGUCAUACAGGUUUGGAUCAACAUGAGGGAGAAUAAAUAAUGACAAAAUGUCCCUUUAACCCUUUUUAGGGUUCAUAACACUGAAUAUGUAGUUAUGUUCGACAUAAAUGAUUUCUUUAAUUAGGGAUUAAGUUGUUUUAUUAAUCGAGUCCCUUGUAUACGUCCAUAUGCGUUAACUGUAGAAGAGUAGCUGAAAUGUAUUUGUCCAAUUCAACGUACAGACACAAGAACAGCAAAAAACCAUUGAACUGCUGACUUUGUGUGUCUUCUUAGAAAAUGAAUUAAUACACCAGGAUGCUUCUUCUUCUUCUUCUUCUUCUUCUUCUUCUUCUUUUUUUAUAAAAUUAGAUGGUAGGAGAUAAUUUAUAAUUUGUAGCAUGUAGUGUCAGGGGACUAUAUUGCAGAGGAGAAGAUAUUGUGUAUUUCUGGAGCUGGGUUAGGAGAGGCCAUGUUGUAGUUUGUGAUGCAGUGUACAGUAUUGUUUCUGCAAUGGAUAUUGCAACGCUGGUAGCUAAUACGAUUUGCUGGUAGCUAUUUAAAAGUUUAAGUCGAAUGAGAAAGAACGAGAGAUUUUGUUUACAUGAUGCCUGUGGUAAGAUCUUGAUUGCGGAAGAUUUGUGAGCCCGCCGUCGUCCACCCCGGCCGAAUCGGAGUGCUGAAGCAGAACAGCAUUCCAUCUUUACCAUGAUCCAAACUUUUGCAGAAGUGCUAGCUUCAUUUAGCACGCAAUUUUUCUUGUGUUUAACAGGACAGGCGAUGGGGCAGGGGUCUGCCUCGAAGCGUGGGACACAGCUGUUUUUUGUUUAUUCUAAACAGUAUUGAAGCAAAAACGGCAAACUUGUUAUUUUUAAAUGAACCGAAGCUCUCACGGCAUCUCUCCGGCACAGACUCGGGUGGCCCACCGCCUGUCCCGUGAAGAUUUGCACUGCUCCAUUUUCAUCUUUCUAAAGCUGUCAACCCUCUGGCCAGGGUUCGAUGGCGGGUUCAGUAGAACAGGGGUCUGAUGGUAGUUUCGCCAGCACACUCUGUGUGCGUGCGUCUUCUUUUUCGUUUGCUUUUUGUAUAUGCUAACAUUGGCUACAGAGAGAUCGAAACACUUCAAGAGCAGGUUGUUACCCCAGUGUGUGCUUUUUAAAGUGGCCACAGGUGAUGAUUGAACUUGCUAUGACGUGAAUAAUGCAUUUGCGCUGAUGCAUGUUAAAAGAAAUAUCUUACUGUUUGAUUUCGAAACCCUUUUUAUAGUGCGAUGAUUAUCAUUUUUAUGCGUGUUGUUGAAAUGUUACAUUUUGAACACAGUUAUCUUGUGUAUAAUGGCUUACCAUAUUUCCAGUAGAAUGAUGAAAAAGGAAAAUGUACAUUAAAAAUGUCUUUUUGUAAGAGAAAAUAUGUUUUUUUUUGUUUGUUUGUUUUAUUUUGUUUGGAUUUAGUAGUCAUAAGCUUGUGGUCAAGCCACAAAAAAUUUUGAAAGCUCCUUCUAAAGGAUCUGCUGUUGAGAAUAUAAUGUCAGCACCAUUAGCACUCAUCUUUCCCACAGUUAGUGUUAUUUUGAUCAGAAAAUACGGACUCCAGUAAAUUCAGCAUCACUUGUCGUCAUUUUAAACAGAGCAAACAGCUUCACCGAGCUUUGUGAGGUUUUUGCAGGUUCCAUUGGCAUUUUAUUUUUUUGUUAUAUCCAAGACUUAUUUUUUCUCUUUUGUCAUGCUAGCUUCAAGAUCUUUAAACACAUUUUUCCUGUACUUCUACUUGGAAGAUUGCACUAGAUAUUCUGGUAUUAAUAAUAAUAAUAAUAAUACUUCUUUUUAAGGUUUGCUUCUCUGGGGAUAUUUCUCAGCCUUGAUAAUGUACCGUGAUGAAUACAGAUUAAUGGUGAGAAUGAAAGAAAGAUAGAGAGAUUAAGCUGCUUGAAUGGCACCGUCUUAUUUACCUGUUGUCAUUUAUGUGAUAAAUUUACCCUUUUAAUAUGUUGAAAUCAUGCCAGGUUCCUGUGCACUGCGAACCUCAGAGGUUUGAACUAGAUUCUUGAGGUAGAACAUGUACAGUCACAUUGCAACAAUCAUUUUAGAAAUCAGUACUUUGCCUUUUCCCAUUAAAAAAAAAUAAAAAAUCUAAACAUCCUUAAAACAAAAUACAUUUACCUGAGAAUUAAGACUAUAUAAGAUAAUAAGAGAAUAUAUCUUGAAUUAAGUUUGUAUUCAGCAAGGAUGCAUUCAGUUGAUCAAAUGUUAUAAAAGAUUUCUCUUUCAAAUAAGCACUGUGAUCCAUUUAUCACAGAAUCUUGAAAAAUAUCCCAGUUU